AGCGACAGAGAUAUCUGCUUAAUCUUGAGAAACAAGUGUCGAAAUAAUAAACGUCUUUCCUACAAAUCGCAUGUUUUUAAAAACUAUUUACUGAAACAGAUUUGCUUCAUUUCGUUUCUGGUCGGUGAUUCUGAGUUUUAUACUGACACGAGCAAAUUUACAAAACUAGGCAUAAAGUCACCGCCCAGUUUCGUGAACGCGCACCAAGCGGCGCGCGCUCCCGCGAGUGAUGGAUCCAUGAAGUUGUUAGUACAAAAAUGGCUGAUUUCCUGCCCUCCCGGACGGCUUUAGUUUGUAUCCCCGCUUGUUUUCUCUCCAGCAACGAGGUCGAGCAACAAAGGAAGUCCAAAGAGAUAGACCGAUGUAUUUCUCGGGAGAAGACGUUUGUGAAGCGCUUGGUGAAGAUUUUACUGCUGGGAGCGGGCGAAAGUGGCAAGUCAACUUUCCUCAAACAAAUGCGCAUAAUUCACGGGCAGGACUUCGACCAGCGGGCCAAAGAAGAGUUCCGGGCUACAAUCUACAGCAAUGUUAUCAAAGGAGUGCGGGUCCUCGUUGAUGCCAGAGAAAAGCUGCACAUCCCUUGGGGAGACCCUUCUAACCAGGCCCAUGGAGAGGUCAUGAUGGGCUUCGACACCCGCUCAUCCACGAUGGCCCAGGGAAUAGUAGAGACCAAAAUCUUUCUGCAUUAUCUGCCAUCGAUUCGUGCCCUGUGGGCUGACAGCGGGAUUCAGGCUGCUUAUGACAGGAGGAGAGAGUUUCAGCUGGGUGAAUCAGUUAAAUAUUUUCUGGACGAUAUGGACAGAAUUGGGCAGCAGGACUACUUGCCAACUCAGCAGGACAUACUUCUGGCACGGAAGCCCACCAAGGGCAUCCAUGAGUAUGACUUUGAGAUCAAGAAUGUUCCGUUUAAGAUGGUGGAUGUGGGCGGGCAGCGGUCAGAGCGCCGUCGAUGGUUCGAGUGCUUUGACUGUGUCACUUCCGUCCUCUUCCUUGUCUCAUCUAGCGAGUUUGAUCAGGUUCUAAUGGAGGACCGUCAAACCAACAGGCUUAUGGAAUCACUUAACAUAUUCGAGACCAUCGUCAACAACCGUGUCUUUUCGAAUGCAUCAAUCAUUCUCUUUCUCAAUAAGAUGGACUUGCUGGAAGAGAAAGUGAAGAUUGUGUCAAUCAAAGACUAUUUCCCUGAGUACACGGCAGAUCCCCAUGAUCUGUCUGAAGUAAAGAAGUUUCUAGUGGAGUGCUUCCGCAGCAAGCGCCGCGAACAACUGAAGCCCCUGUACUAUCACUUCACCACUGCCAUUAAUACAGAGAACAUCCGACUUGUCUUCCGUGAUGUAAAGGACACUAUCUUGCAUGAAAAUUUGAAACAGCUCAUGUUGCAAUGAGCGACGUGGGGCAUUGUUUAUGAUCAGUCCAUUUUAUUGUGUUUUUUUUUUUUUUUUUUUUUUUUUUUUUUUCUUUGUUUUUGGCUUCUCUUUAACAUGAACCAUGAUUCAGUAAAAGCCCUGAAAUGAAAACCUGCCCAAAGCAGGUACAUUGUGUUGCCACUGGCCGGUUAGACUACUUCACCAAACUUUUUAUUUUAUUUUUAUUGUUUUUAAAUAAGCUGUCUGUCAUACAUAUUCUCCAUGUUCUGGUGCUCCAACCUGAUCAUGAACUCUCGCUGAUGUCCUGUGGAUCAGUAUGACGUAUGGCUUUCUCCUAUUCAGAUAAGUCUCUUUGGGGCGUAUAACUCUAAAGACCUCCAAUUCUCAAUUUUGCUGUAGUUAUUGUUCAACUGUACACACCAGGCCAUCUACAAUGUACAAAAUUUUAUUUUUCAGUAACUUUUUACUAUAGGGCAGCGUUCAUAAGGCUAUGUGAUGACCUUCGUAAGACCUUAAUGACGACACUUCACACGACAUCUGUGUUAUAGCUCUGUGUGUGUCACAGUGAAAGUGCUCAUGUGACGUAGCUUGACAAGUCAGUGUGGUUAACUGAAAGUGCAUUUUCUGAGGGUUUUAGGUAAAAUGUUAUAUUUUAUCAAAUUACAUUUGUGUAAAAUUAUGAUUUGAAGGUGAUUUCACCAGAAUGUCAUAACACAAUGUCAUAAAUUGAUGUCACCUGAAAUAGGUGCUAUGUCAAAGUGACAAAGUUCACUAAAGCUGCCCGUUCUGACAGACAACACUUACUGGAAUAAGCCUUUUUUAAUACUUGUGUGGGUUUAUAAGUUAUGCACCUUAAUCAACACUGCCCUACAGUACAGUGUUACUUAAUUUUUUAAGUACUGUUACAAAAAUGUGUUAAAUUUUGCUGGUCAGUUGUUUUAAUUAGAAUUUAAUUUAGAAUUUAAGUAAUAUGGAAAAAAAGUACCUUAUGAAAGAAAGAUCAAUUAGUGAUGACCUCUGUGAAUAGCAAGCUAGUGAAAAUAGCUUAUUUUGGUCAUUGAUGCCCCAAACAAUAUCUGUGCUGGUGAGCAAACUGCGUUUGGUAGAUUUAUUUUAUUUUUUUUACUAUAUUUACAGAAGCAGUUGGUGGACUGAACUUUUGUGUGUGUUUGUGGUGUUUUUUUUUUUUUGUUUGUUUUUGUUGUUUUUUUUUUAAAGAAGCAUCUGGUUUUCAUAUUUGUGGAGCAGGUAUGGGCAUGCCACAGAGCUAAGUGGUAAAUGUAGCUGAACUAUAUAUUCAUAGUCACACUCCAAGUGCUAACUGACUAGAUUUAAGCUUGAUAUAAGUCUGCUUAACUGCUGAGACUCAGGACUGUAAAUAUGCAUUGUAGACACAUAAUUGAUGAGCACCGUUAAUGAUUGGGAUUGGAAUUUUUGGAUUUGUUGAUUUAAAUCAUGGUGUUGGGUGCCCCCCCCCCAUUCUUUCAGAACACCAUAUAAUUGCACUUGGCUCAUGCUGAACGUGCAUUAUCCUAGUUAAGGUACCCGUGUAUGUAAUGCUGUUGUCUUUGUUAUUAUCAAAAGGGAAAAAAAUCUUUGUUAUACAGAAUGUAUGUUGUACAGAUCCCUUGUCUAUAGUUUUAAAUCAUAGUCUGGUGGAUUUUUCACUUUAAUGUUUCCUUAAGUGAAAUGUGACCAGCAUCAACUAUGAACCUUUCCUAUGUUGGGUUAUAUAGUAAUUUACCAGAGUUAGAUAAAUAUGUGUACAUAUGCAUUUAUCAUGUCAGAUUUACUUCAAGAAGCCAAAUUACCUUAUUGUCUUAUGUUGUUGGCUUAAGUGGGCAAUUUUUCCUCAGGGUUUGUGGUGCGAUUUUAUUUUGGGGAUGGAGGAAGCAUGUUUUGUUUUUAUAAUGUAGACCAAGAUGUUUAGAAAUUCACCUCAAAUGACCAUUUACAGUACCAACUUGCAUAUUUUAUAAUUAAAAGCUGAUUUUUCUUAGUUCUCAUCUCAGCUGGCAGUUUUGGGUAAAAACUGUUGCGUGACAUCUUUUACAUCAUCUGUUGACAUCAGACAUAUAUGACUAGUUGAGAAAUCUAUUAUUAUUAUAUAUUAUUAUAAAAUUA
Molecule: messenger RNA, 3491 nt
Organism: Pygocentrus nattereri (red-bellied piranha)
Lineage: Eukaryota; Metazoa; Chordata; Actinopteri; Characiformes; Serrasalmidae
Gene: gna13a
Product: guanine nucleotide binding protein (G protein), alpha 13a
Exons: 4
Coding region: 258-1385 (375 amino acids)
Biological process (GO): adenylate cyclase-activating G protein-coupled receptor signaling pathway; Rho protein signal transduction
Cellular component (GO): heterotrimeric G-protein complex; brush border membrane
Molecular function (GO): guanyl nucleotide binding; G-protein beta/gamma-subunit complex binding; D5 dopamine receptor binding
Source: RefSeq, a predicted model, not a curated record